Molecule: messenger RNA, 833 nt
Organism: Phalaenopsis equestris
Lineage: Eukaryota; Viridiplantae; Streptophyta; Magnoliopsida; Asparagales; Orchidaceae
Product: N-alpha-acetyltransferase MAK3
Exons: 4
Coding region: 66-641 (191 amino acids)
Biological process (GO): N-terminal peptidyl-methionine acetylation
Cellular component (GO): NatC complex
Molecular function (GO): protein-N-terminal amino-acid acetyltransferase activity
Source: RefSeq, a predicted model, not a curated record
ACAUCCCAUGGCUACUCGAGGCUUGAUGUGUUCGAGGUGCCGCAACGCAAGAGGGGCAAAUAGGCAUGGAAGCUUCUGUCCACGACCCAGAGUCGGAGCCGACGGGUUCUUCGCUUUCGGAGAUUCAGUACCUGAGUUACGGUGGCGAGCACCAUCUCCCUCUCAUAAUGAGUCUCGUCGACGAGGAGCUCAGCGAGCCUUAUUCCAUUUUCACCUACCGCUAUUUCGUCUAUCUGUGGCCGAACCUCACUUACCUCGCUUUUCACGGGGACAAGUGCGUGGGCACUGUGGUUUGCAAGAUGGGGGAACACCGCAGUACCUUCAGAGGUUACAUCGCGAUGCUAGUCGUUAUCAAACCUUACAGAGGAAGAGGCAUUGCAACUGAACUUGUUACAAGAGCUAUACGUGUGAUGAUGAAAUCUGGCUGUGAUGAGGUGACACUGGAAGCAGAAGUAACAAACAAGGGAGCUCUCGCUCUAUAUGGGCGUCUGGGUUUUAUCAGGGCAAAGAGGCUGUUCCGUUACUACCUGAAUGGAGUUGAUGCUUUCCGGCUGAAGCUUCUGUUCCCUCGGUUUGAAAGCACCUUUCCGGUCCCAACAAACAAGAGCGAGGCCAAUGAACAACAGUUUGCGUAUUCCUAGCUAUAAGAAAAUAUGGCUUUGGCCUUUGGAUGAAUAAUGAACUGCCAUUUUUUAUAGAAAUAAAUUAGAAAUUAUUGAAUUUUCUAUUUUGCUCUUUUAGAUGUCUUUAAAUACUGAUUUAUGCUCUGAUGGGGUAUUCAAUUUUGUUCAUUAAGGAGGAUGCAAUCUGAUUUUGGUGAAUAAAGUUGUUUA